This is a messenger RNA of Triticum turgidum subsp. durum (durum wheat), 1482 nucleotides long. The record is from the annotation of a GenBank genome assembly. Lineage: Eukaryota; Viridiplantae; Streptophyta; Magnoliopsida; Poales; Poaceae.
AUGGAAGCUGUAGGGGUAGAAUCAAAAGGCUCACACGGCGACGCCGCCGAUCCCGUGUCCAAGAAGGAUCAUCGGACCUCUUGGGGCUGCGCUUUCAUCCUCGUGAACAACUGCUUUCAAUCCGCGGCCUACUUUGGCCUGUCGACGAACCUGGUGAACUACCUCAAGGUCCAGCUGCACUCCGGCAGCAAGGCCGCGGCCAACAGCGUCACCAACUGGCAGGGCACCAGCGGCAUCGCGCCGCUCGCCGCCGACUCCUUCCUCCGCAGAUACUGGACCAUCACGCUCUUCCUCCUCGUCUCCGUCGCGGGGUACGGCGUCGUGACGGCGAGUGCGUGGGCGGCGCUGGAGAGCGCGGUGUUCUACGCGGGGCUGUACCUGGUGGGGCUGGGCGGCGCGCUGCAGCCCGUCAUGGCGUCGUUCGGCGCGGACCAGUUUGACGUGGAGUCCGACGACGACGAGGAGCGCGGGCGGCAGAGCUCCUUCUUCAACUGGUUCUACCUCUCCCUGACCGUGGGAUCGCUGGUCGGCGGCACCGUGCUGGUGUGGGUGCAGUCCGCCCACGGCUGGCGGCUCGGCUACGGCAUCCCGGCGCUGCUGAGCGUGGUCGCCGUCGCUCUGUUCCUCGCCGGCACCGGCGCGUACGGGCGCCACCAGCCCCCCGGCGGCAGCCCGCUCACCAGGAUCGCGCAGGUGGUGGUCGCCGCCGCCAGGAAGUGCGACGUGGAGACCCCAACCGACGCCGCGCUGCUGCACGAGCGUGACGGCGACGACGGCAUGUCCGCUAUACUGGGGAGCCGCCGCCUUGCGCACACCAACCAGUUCAGGUUCUUGGACAAGGCGGCCGUGGAGACGGCAGGCGACAAGGCACGGCCAGCGAGCCCAUGGCGGCUGUGCACGGUUACGCAGGUGGAGGAGCUCAAGUGCCUGCUCCGUCUGCUACCGGUGUGGGCGUGCGGCAUCAUCUUCGCGGCCGCCUACACUCAGGUGUCCACCACCUUCAUCCUUCAGGGAGACACACUGGACCCGCGCAUCGGCAGCUUUCGCGUCCCGGCUGCAGUGCUAACCGUCUUCGACACACCCAGCGUCAUGCUCUGGGUGCCGCUUUACGACCGUGCCAUCGUUCCGCUCGCGCGCCGCCUCACAAGUCACCACCGCGGGUUCACGCAGCUGACACGCAUGGGUGUCGGGUUCGUCAUCCUCACGGUCGCCAUGCUCACCGCCGGCAUGCUUGAGGUCACACGGCGUCGCGUCCUCGCGCGCAACGGCACAUACAGUGGCAUGGACGGUGCAGCGUACGUGCCAUUGUCGAUCUUCUGGCAGGUGCCGCGGUACGUGGUGUUGGGCGCGGCGGAGGUGGGCAGAUGGAGUUCUUCUACGACCAAGCGCCAGACGCCAUGCGGAGCAUCUGCUCGGGGCUCGCCCGUGCGGCUUUCGCGCUGGGCAACUACGCGAGCUCGGCGCUCGUGUCCGUCGUGGUGA